Messenger RNA from Pterocles gutturalis (yellow-throated sandgrouse), 994 nucleotides. RefSeq names its product mitochondrial ribosomal protein S30 (gene MRPS30). Gene Ontology annotation, molecular function: structural constituent of ribosome. NCBI's taxonomy places the organism in Eukaryota, Metazoa, Chordata, Aves, Pterocliformes, Pteroclidae. Gene Ontology annotation, cellular component: mitochondrion; mitochondrial large ribosomal subunit; ribosome. Gene Ontology annotation, biological process: translation. The record is from RefSeq and is a predicted model, not a curated record. The transcript is spliced from 5 exons. The annotation marks the transcript as partial.
UCUACCAGCAUAAGAAGCAGCCGUACCUCUACCGCUAUCAUGAUCACACGCCCGGCCCGUUCCUGACGCAGCUCGUUUCCUCCCUCACCGCUUUCCUGUGCGGUCUCAACCCGCUGCUGGCUGCCUCCUCUCUAGAUCUAAAACCUGAAGUCAACUAUUACUGGCAUCAUGGCGAGGAAGUUGUUGUUCAUGGACAUCGAAAGGGUAGAGUUGACCCUGUGCGGUUUCAGAUUGAUGAUAAACCACACCUCCAGAUCCGUGUAUCAAAGCAACUUCCAGAGAUUGUACCGCUGGAGUCAGAUCUUGGAGAUGUUCCCGUUAUUGAACAUAAACCAUCCAAACUGCCGUUGUUCAAAAAGCAGUACGAAAACAAAGUAUUUAUAGGAUCAAAGGUAGCAGAUCCAUGCUGUUAUGGACACACCCAGUUUCAUCUUAUUCCUGAUAAACUAAAACGGGAAAGGCUUAUAAGAGCACGUCUUGAGGAUCAGAUUGAAGUUGUUUAUCGAGCUAAUGGUAUUGCAAGUCUCUUUGCCUGGACAGCAGCACAAGCAAUGUAUCAAGGAUUCUGGAGUGAAGCAGAUGUGACCCGUCCUUUUGUAUCACAAGCAGUAGUGACUGAUGGAAAAUACUUUGCUUUCUUUUGUUACCAGCUAAAUACUUUAGCACUAACUGUAGAAACUAUUCAAAAUAACCCUCGGAAGAAUAUCUGUUGGGGUACAGACAGUAAGCCGUUGUAUGAUGUUGUGGAAGAUGGUAAUGUGAAAGGCUUUAAUGAUGAAGUUCUGCUUCAGUUGGUUCGUUUUCUGUUAAACAGACCAAAAGAGUUGUAAAUCAUUAAACAGUAAAGUAUUCCUGUUUGUGUCUGAACCUCAUUGUAACUCUAUAAGGUAUGGGCUAGAGUAUGCCUUGUUCUUUCUUAGUCAAGUAUUUGUCUAGCAAACACUAUAUACAUCUUUUAUGAUAUUUUGGCCUUAUUUCUUUAUUUUAAAUGUAU